Messenger RNA from Caenorhabditis angaria, 2419 nucleotides. Lineage: Eukaryota; Metazoa; Nematoda; Chromadorea; Rhabditida; Rhabditidae. The record is from the annotation of a GenBank genome assembly.
AUGCUGAGAAACUUGCGAUUGUUACGAGUCAAACCAUCAACCUCAGUUGCUUUUUAUUCAAAAGAAAAUGCAGAUAUUAAUAUUCGAGAUGAGAAGAAAAAUGAGCUAAAAGUAGGUUUCUUAAGUCUGUGAAAAUUAACAAGAAUAAAACCAUGUUCCAGGAUUUCAAUAAUAAAGUUCAAGUGAUGGAAAAAAAGAAAGUUGGAAUUUUUGGAACAAGCAAUGUUCCGAUGAACACCAACUUUCCAAAUCCAAAAGGAGUUCCUGGUUAUGAUCCUGAAUUUUCUGUGAAGGAAUUACUUGCCGAAUUGCCAAAUACAACAAAAAAGCAAUCAAAAUUGUUAGGAGGCGAAAUGCGAGAUUUAAUUAAAAGUGCUGGUGUGGAAAAAGUUGAACUUCUUGAAGAUAUUGGAUUUUUGAGGCAUAAUGAAGCAAGAGUUGAAUAUAAAUUUGAUACUAAAGAGGUGAGAUAUUCAUUAUGUUUCAAAUAAGAAAUGCAAGAUUUUUUUAACAAGGGAAGUGUAUAAGGUCCCGGAAUAAACUUUUAAUGAGACUUGGUACACAUAUAGAUUCGAACUCGCUGAUCUCGAAUUCGUUUUCAAAAAUUGCCACAAUUGCACCCAAAACGAGUUUUUCACCAUCGAAAAUGCGCCAUAUUUCUCAUUGUUUCAUAUGUCAAACAUUUGCGGGCAAGAAAAAUAACAGCGGAUGGCAGAGUGGUUAGCGAUCUCGACUUUAAAAUUUUAGGUUUCGGGAUCGGUCCCGGCCCGUGGCGAACUUUUUUUCAAAUUUUUUUAUUUUUUUUUCAAAAAAAAAUAACGAAUUGAAGAUGAUCUUUCAUAUUUAUUUUUAUAGCUUUCAUAUUUAUAGCUAUCCAAGUUACCUUCAUCCGGUGGAUCAUCUUCAAUUCGUUCCAGAAUUUCAUUGUUUUCAACUAUAAUUUCGUUGAUGUCCACACUACGCAAAACAUCAAUAAUUCCGUUAGGAACUUUUUGAAGUUCUCGCGGGAGACAUACUUUCUUGGGAUUGUACAAUUGUCAUUGAAAUUACCCAUUACGAAGUGCAAAAUUUGUUCAGAAGGUAACAUUUUGAACGAGAAUUUAAGAAACGAAAAAAAUGAUGACAAAAAAUUAUAAUUCAAAGUCGGUACGUAGACAUCUUUACAGGUUUCGAAAAAAAAAUUUUGAAAAAAAAAAAAAAAGUUCGCCACGGGCCGGGACCGAUCCCGAAACCUAAAAUUUUAAAGUCGAGAUCGCUAACCACUCUGCCAUCCGCUGUUAUUUUUCUUGCCCAGGAAAUGUUUGAGAUAUGAAACAAUGAGAAAUAUGGCGCAUUUUCGAUGGUGAAAAACUCGUUUUGGGUGCAAUUGUGGCAAUUUUUGAAAACGAAUUCGAGAUCAGCGAGUUCGAAUCUAUAUGUGUACCAAGUCUCAUUAAAAGUUUAUUCCGGGACCUUAUACACUUCCCUUGUAAGUAGAAAAUGAAACGUUUGUUGAACGUGAACUAGAAAUAAUGUAUACGUAAAAGUAUCUACCUUUUUUAAAAUAAAAUCCCAAAAGAAAAAAAAAACUCUGGUCAACUUUUUGUUGGGUCAAAAUUUGUAAAUCUGGAAAGUUUUCCAGUUUUACAAAUCCUCUUUUUUUCGAGCCAAAAUUCAUAAUUUCAGUCUAAAAUUGAUAUUACCGAACAAAAACACUCCUAUAUUAUUAUUUUUUAUCAGAAACUUGAUCUAUGGCAUCUUGGUUGUGAUAGUGAUUGGAAAGAAGGAUUCUCGAAAUGCUCUUUUGUGAAUACCCAAAAUAAAACCGGAUUAUUCAGUGGAUCAAUAUCUACUCAAAUUGUAAAAGAUGGACGUGUUGAAAGAGCUGGAUGGGCUUCGAUUAAAUUAGAAGACAGAAAAUCAUUCAAUAGGAAAAAGUUUCUGACAAAAUGGAGAAAUUUUUCACAUUUAUUUUUGAAGGUUUGUAAUUUCAAUGAAAUUUCGAAUUUUUUAUUUGACUUUGAUUUUUUUAGAUCCGCGGAGAUGGUCGAAGUUAUAAAAUAAUGCUUCAUUCGCCAUUAUCAAUGGAUUUUACAUGGGGUGAUUCAUUUUCAUAUCCUCUUCAUACACACGGUGGACCAUAUUGGCAAUAUGAAAAGAUUCCAUUUUCCAAGUUCUUUCACACGGUUGCAGGAAGAAUUCAAGAUCGACAAUAUCGAGUGAAUUUAGAAGAUUGCAGGUACUUCAUUCUUGAAUAAAUUGAUAUUCAAUUCAUAAUAUAAUUUUCUUCAGUUCAAUUGGAAUUGUUUUGAUGGAUCGAAUCGAUGGUGAUUUUUCACUUGAAAUUGAUUAUAUCGGAGUAUACAAUGAUACAACUCACAUCGAAGACUUUGCAUAUGAAACAUAUACUCUUCCAGUGUUCAAUACGCAUGGUUUCUAG